AUGUCCUAUUUCAUGUCUCCACAAACUCACCCAGGUCUUCUGCCUCCCGGCCAAGGUGAGACUGCUUCUCCAGGCUCAUCCCUUGGCCCCUAUAGUCCUGUAGAGCCAGCGGUGGCGGCCCCUGGUGGACGAGGCCCACUGCACCAGAAAGCUGAGCAGGUGGUACCUGCUGCCCAGGCCUGGGGCCCAGCCCUGGCAGUGCCGGAAGUCAGGGGCUGUCUUGGGGGGCCUAGCUGGGAGACACUGCGGCAGAAGGAGUAUGGCCAGUACUGCCCCAAGUUCUCCCACGUGAAGCAGCCAGAGAGCUUGGGCUGGGAGGACGGCUGCUCCAGAAGCCGAGCUCCCCACCCGGGUGGCUCCAGCAGGCCUGGGUCCCUGCUACUGUGCGGGCUGUCACCAGGGGUUGUGCCAAUGCCCGCCGAGGCAGGGGGGAAGGAGGCCGCCCCCCAGCCUGACAUCUGCAUCCUUACCCUGGCCAUGAUGAUUGCUGGCAUCCCCACCGUGCCCGUCCCAGGCCUGCGGGAAGAGGACCUGAUCCGGGCGGCUCAAGCUUUCAUGAUGGCCCAUCCAGAGCCAGAGGGGGCUGUGGAGGGGGUGCAAUGGGAGGUGGCACGCGCCCACAUAGCCUCUGGGCAGAUGCCCCUGGUGAGAUCCAGGAGGGGCCAGCCUCCUGGCUCCUGCUUGUAG
Molecule: messenger RNA, 687 nt
Organism: Phyllostomus hastatus (greater spear-nosed bat)
Lineage: Eukaryota; Metazoa; Chordata; Mammalia; Chiroptera; Phyllostomidae
Gene: SPATA25
Product: spermatogenesis associated 25
Exons: 2
Coding region: 1-687 (228 amino acids)
Biological process (GO): spermatogenesis
Source: RefSeq, a predicted model, not a curated record